AUGGGGACAGAGGACACGGGGACGGGACCCGCCAGCACGGCCGGGAGGGCCGCGGUCACGGUGUGCGCGCACUCCCCCCCGCCGCCGCCGCCGCCAUCCCUCCGCCCCGCGCGCGCACAGGCGGGCAACGCCCUUCCAGUCAGUCAGCCCGGCGGGAAGCGGGGGGGGGGGGGGGGGGCCGCGCGCAGCUGCCCGUCUCCCGCCCAUGGCGGUUUGGUUCAGGCCCCGCUCUCGGGCGCUUCCUCCCCGAGCGCGAACAAAGGCCGCGGGCGGGCCGAGGUUAGGGGUGUGGGGGGUGUUUCGCUUCUGCCCCGCUGCGCCCAGGCCGCAAACAAGUAUUUAUUAAAAAACCGGAGUGAACAAAAGAAAAACAGCCCCGAAAACCGACGUUAUUUAUGUGGAGAAUCUCUCCGAGAGAGAGAGCAGGGCCCGGAGGAGGAGCAGAUACCCCUUGAACACUGGGCCUCUCAUAAGCCAGGCAGGACAGAUGUUACCAAGAUGGAAUCAUUUCACACCAGCACUCACAUACUAAAACAUCAUUACUUAAUAAUGCAAAGUCUGUCUGUGCUCUGCCACCUCUUUAAAUCCAUGGAAUUUGGGUAAGGAAACUGGACCAGCCAAAUGUGUUUAUACAUGCUGAGUACUACCACAUAUACACAUAACUAAUUUCUCACCACACCUAUUCUUUUGUGAAAAUACAACUGUUGCAGUAGUUCCUGUUUCUGAUCCAGUGACUUAAUUAUAUCUUAUUCCCCAGUGAAAAAUUUGAUUGAUAUAUAGUUAUACUACUAUAUGAAGAGGGAUUAUGAAGAUUGGAAAUGGUUGUUUACAGGGUGGAGGGUUGUUUCAGGUGGGGUGGGUGGGGUUUUUUUGUUUUGUUUUAUAAAUCUCACUGGACAAAUCAGUUUUGCUGCAUUUAAAAAUCUUUCAGAAGAAUCGCACGUUAUCGUGUGCAACACAGUGUUUAAUUCUGAUAUCUUCAUAUAGUCCUGUGCUGGAAGCUACUGUAUAUGCAUUAUCUUUAUUUUUUAAAUUUCUUUUUCAUUUUUAAUCUUAAUUAUUUUGUAUGUGCAUACAGAAACUGUCCCAGAUUGUAGUAUUCAGUGGAAGAGUGUGCAAAUCACCAGAAAUCAGUGGACUUCCUUGAUGCAUGAAUUUAUCUGUUUCUGUAUAUUACAAAAAUAUUGUUUGUAAAUAAAAAUUUAGCUGAAAAUAUCUGCUAAUACUUGAGGAUCUAAUAUACGUAAUUAACAAACCAAGUCUUUAUGGUUUUUCGUUAGUCCACUUUGAGGUAGCUAGUAUAGCCAAAGCAAAUUAAAAUACCUGAAAUAGAUGAGAAGUGUAACUCACACAAUUUCACAAAAUAGUGAAACUUCUCAAACCUGAGGCUUCCGCACAUGCUAGGAUUAGGUCAGCUGAAGCAAAAAUUGAAGUUUUUCUCCUGAAGCUUGGUUUAGAUCUAAAGAAAAUCUCUCCUGUAAGCGGGUUGCUCCAUAGUUCUCAGUUGCAAAAUUUCUUGCGCCUUUUUCUCAAUCAGCUGAUAUUAACCCCUUUAUAGAAAGCAUACUGAAUUAAAUGAAUCAUUAGGCA
This is a messenger RNA of Harpia harpyja (harpy eagle), 1590 nucleotides long. RefSeq lists its product as uncharacterized. The record is from RefSeq and is a predicted model, not a curated record. The transcript is spliced from 3 exons. NCBI's taxonomy places the organism in Eukaryota, Metazoa, Chordata, Aves, Accipitriformes, Accipitridae. The coding region runs from base 1 to 603 and encodes 200 amino acids.